Molecule: messenger RNA, 4674 nt
Organism: Acanthosepion pharaonis
Lineage: Eukaryota; Metazoa; Mollusca; Cephalopoda; Sepiida; Sepiidae
Source: the annotation of a GenBank genome assembly
AUGCAAUGUUUCAUAUGUCUUCUUGUCUCUACUACAAUAUCUCACUGGUCAUUGACUAACUUUAUUUUCCUUUCACAUUUGCGACUACUGAAUCUAUUUGAGAAUCCAACCCUACUUUGUUUGUCUGUUGCAAAUAUCCCAUUGUUUCUUUUGCCAUAUCUGACUACCAGGCAUGGCCCAUUACCAAUUCCUUUGUCACUUCUUUCUUCUAAUUUCUUUCUUUCUGACACAUUCUUCUCUUUAGACGAUUCCUUUGCAUCUGUCAUUUGCUUCUACCUCUUCCCCUGUUAUUUGCGUCUACAUCUACCUGACAUUUCUCUCAAUUAUUUGAAAUGUCAUUUGUGUCUACCGCUUCCCUUUUCAUUUGUGUCUACCGCCUCCCUUUUCAUUUGUGUCUACCUCUUCACCCAUCAUUUGCGUCUACUUCUUGGCUCUGUCAUUUGCCUCUAUUUCUACCCUGUCAUUUCUGUCUAUUAUUUCAAAUGUCAUUUGUGUCUACCACUUCCCUCUGUCAUUUGUGUCUACCACUUCCCUCUGUCAUUUGUGUCUACCACUUCCCUCUGUCAUUUGUGUCUACCACUUCCCUCUGUCAUUUGCGUCUACAUCUUCCCCUGUUAUUUGCCCCGACAUCUACCUGACAUUUCUCUCAAUUAUUUGAAAUGUCAUUUGCGUCUACCUCUUCCCCCGUCAUUUGCGUCUACUUCUUACCCCUGUCAUUUGCGUCUACUUCUUACCCCUGUCAUUUGCGUCUACUCCUUCCUCCUGUCAUUUGCGUCUCCCCCUUCCCCCUGUCAUUUGCGUCUCCCCCUUCCCUCUGUCAUUUGCGUCUACGUCUUCCCCUUCUGCGAUUCUGCCGACAUUUGUGUGAACUCUGCGUUUCUCUUUUCAUUUGUGUAUACUCUCAGUUUCUCUUUUCAUUUGUGUAUACUCUCCGUUUUUCUUUUCAUUUGUGUAUACUCUCUGUUUCUCUUUUCAUUUGAGUAUACUCUCUGUUUCUCUUUUCAUUUGAUAUACUCUCCGUUUUCUUCUGUCAUUUGUGUGUACUCUCCAUUUCUUCUGUCAUUUUGUGUACUCUCCGUUUCUCCUGUCAUUUGUGUGUACUCUGCGUUUCUUCUGUCAUUUUGUGUACUCUCCAUUUCUCCUGUCAUUUGUGUGUUCUCUCCAUUUCUCCUGUCUAUUGUGUGUACUCUGCGUUUCUCCUGUCAUUUUGUGUACUCUGCGUUUCUUCGGUCAUUUGUCCAUUUCUUCUCAUUUUGUUUCUUCUGUCAUUUGUGUGUACUCACAGUUUCUUCUGUCAUUUGUGUGUACUCUCCGUUUCUCCUUUCAUUUGUGUGUUCUCUCCGUUUUUCUGUCAUUUUGUGUACUCUCCGUUUCUCUUUUCAUUUAUUUAAACUCUCCGUUUAUCUUUUCAUUUGUGUAUACUCUCCGUUUCUUCUUUCAUUUGUGUAUACUCUCCGUUUCUCCUGUCAGUGUAAUUUGCAUUUCUCCUGUCAUUUGUGUACUCUCCAUUUCUCCCUGUCAUUUUGUGUACUCUGCAUUUCUACUGUCAUUUUGUGUGUACUCUGCAGUUUUCUCCUGUCAUUUGUGUGUACUCUGCGUUUCUCCUGUCAUUUGUGUGUACUCUGCGUUUCUCCUAUCAUUUGUGUGUACUCUCCAUUUCAUCUGUCAUUUGUGUAUACUCUCUGUUUCUUCUGUCAUUUUGUGUACUCUCCAUUUAUUCUGUCAUUUGUGUGUUCUCCGUUUUCUUCUUUCAUUUUGUAUAAUCUCCGUUUCUUCUUUCAUUUGUGUACUUCCGUUUUUUUUUUCAUUUGUGUAUACUCUUCGUUUCUUCUUUCAUUUUGUGUACUCUCCGUUUCUCCUGUCAUUUUGUGUACUCUGCGUUUCUCCUGUCAUUUUGUGUGUACUCUAUGUUUCUCCUGUCAUUUGUUUCUCCUGUCAUUUGCCUGUACUCUCCAUUUCUCCUGUCAUUUGUGUGUACUCUCCGUUUCUUCUGUCAUUUGUGUGUAUUCUCCGUUUUCUUCUGUCAUUUGUGUACUCCGUUUCUCCUUUCAUUUGUGUAUAAUCUCAUUUUUUUUCUUUCAUUUUGUUUAUAAUCUCCGUUUUUUUCUUUUCAUUUGUGUAUACUCUCCGUUUUUUUCUUUUCAUUUGUGUGUUUCUCUGUUUCUCUUUUCAUUUGUGUGUACUCUCAGUUUCUUCUGUUUUUUGUGUGUACUCUGUUUCUCCUGUCAUUUGUGUGUACUCUCCGUUUCUUCUGUCAUUUGUGUGUACUCUGCGUUUCUCCUGUCAUUUGUGUGUACUCUCCGUUUCUCCUGUCAUUUGUGUGUACUCUCCGUUUCUCCUGUCAUUUGUGUGUACUCUCCGUUUCUGCUGUCAUUUGUGUGUACUCUCGGUUUCUGCUGUCAUUUGUGUGUUCUCUCAAUUUCUCUUAUCAUUUGUGUAUAUUCUCUUUUCUCCUGUCAUUUGUGUUACUCUCCUUUUUCUCCUGUCAGUUGUGUGUACUCUGCGUUUCUUCCUGUCAUUUGUGUGUACUCUCCGUUUCUUCUUUCAUUUUUGUAUAAUCUCCGUUUUCUUCUUUUCAUUUGUGUAUACUCUCCGUUUCUUCUGUCAUUGUGUGUACUUCUGUUUCUUCUUUCAUUUGUGUGUACUCUCCAUUUUCUUCCAUCAUUUGUGCUCUUUAUUUGUUUCAUGUGUCAUUUGUCUCCAUUUUUUGUUACAUGUAUCAUUUUGUCUCAUGAUUGUUUUUAUCGUUUCUGUUUCUCUGUGUCUUUUGUCAUUUACUCUACAAGAAACAUUUGUGUGUACUCUCCGUUUCUCCUGUCAUUUGUGUGUACUCUCCGUUUCUCCUGUCAUUUGUGUGUACUCUCCGUUUCUGCUGUCAUUUGUGUGUACUCUCCGUUUCUGCCGUCAUUUGUGUGUACUCUCCGUUUCUCUUUUCAUUUGUGUAUACUCUCCGUUUCUCUUUUCAUUUGUGUGUACUCUCCGUUUCUCUUUUCAUUUGUGUAUACUUUUUAUUUCUCUAUUCAUUUUGUGUACUCUGCAUUUCUCUCUGUCAUUUGUGUACUCUCCGUUUCUUCGGUCAUUUGUCUGUUCUCUUUUUUUUCAGUCAUUUUGUGUGUAUUUCUCUGUUUCUUCUGUCAUUCGUAUACUCUGCAUUUCUCCUGUCAUUUGUGUAUUUCUCCAUUUUUCUUUUCAUUUGUUUAUAAUCUCCGUUUUUCUUUUCAUUUUGUGUAUAACUCUCAUUUUUCUUUUUCAUUUGUGUAUACUCUCCACGUUUCUUUGUCAUUUGUGUGUACUCUCCGUUUCUCCUGUCAUUUUGUGUACUCUGUUUCUCCUUUCUCUCCAUUUCUUCUGUCAUUUUGUGUUCUCUCCAUUUCUUCUGUCAUUUGUAACACUCUCCGUUUUCUCCUGUCAUUGCGUGUACUCUCCAUUUCUUCUCAUUGUAUAUUCUCUCCAUUUCUUGUCAUUUUGUAUUCUCCAUUUCUCUUUUUCAUUUGUGUAUUCUCUCCAUUUCUUCUAUCAUUUGUAUGUUACUCUCCAUUUCUCCCUAUCAUUUUAUGUGUACUCAUUUCUUCUAUUAUUCAUGUGUACUCUCCAUUUCUUCUGUCAUUUUCCAUUUUCUCCCUUUCAUUUGUGUAUAAUCUCCAUUUUUCUUUUCAUUUGUAUACUCUCUCCAUUUUUCUUUCAUUUGUGUGUACUCUCCAUUUUUCUUUUCAUUUGUAUACUCUCCAUUUCUCUUUUCAUUUGUGUAUACUCUUCGUUUUCUCUUUUCAUUUGUGUAUACUCUCCCAAAUUUGUGUAGUUACUCUCCAUUUCUUCUUUUUCAAUCCAUUAUACUCUCUUUUCAUUUUUUUCAUUUGUGUAUACUCUCCAUUUCUUUUUCAUUUGUGUGUACUCUCCGUUUCUCUUUUCAAUUUGUGUGUACUCUCCAUUUCUCUCUGUCAUUUUGUGUACUCUCCGUUUCUCUUUGUACUUCUGAAUUUUUUCUCUAAUAUCGUUUUCCUCGUGAUAUUUGUCUCUUCUAUCUAUUUCCUCUUACCUGUGUGUCUCGUGUCUGUCUACUCUGCCGUGCGCCUCUCGUGUCUGUCUACUCUGCCGUGCGCCUCUCGUGUCUGUCUACUCUGCCGUGCGCGUCUCGUGUCUGUCUACUCUGCCCUGCUCGUGUCUGUCUACUCUGCCCUGCGCGUCUCGUGUCUGUCUACUCUGCCGUGCGCCUCUCGUGUCUGUCUACUCUGCCGUGCGCCUCUCGUGUUUGUCUACUCUGCCAUGCGCGUCUCGUGUCUUUUCUACUCUGCCAUGCGUGUUCCCUACCUCUCUAAUCUUACUUGCUCUCUUCUAUCUAUUUCCUCAAACAUAUGUCUCCCGUAUCUGUCUGGUCUGACGUGUAUGCGUCUCUCGUAUCCGUCUCCUGUGUGUACUUUCUUUCUCCUGUUAUUUGUGUGUACUCUCUGUUUAUUCUCUCAUUUGUGUCGACUCUGCGUUCAUUUUUCCUGUAAUUUUUGUGUACUCUCUAUUUCUUCUCUCUCUUCUGUCGUUUUGCUUGUACUCAGUUUUUUUCUGUCGUUUGACGUUGCUCUUCUGUUAUGUGUCUCUACACUGAUUCUGCUUUCAUUUAUGGAUGCUCUAUUUCUUCUCUUAUUUGCGUCUACUCACUUUUCUUCUGGCAUUUCUGUGUAG